Mus musculus (house mouse) is the source of this 5610-nucleotide messenger RNA. It is a transcript of the gene Gne, whose product is annotated as glucosamine (UDP-N-acetyl)-2-epimerase/N-acetylmannosamine kinase. Gene Ontology annotation, biological process: UDP-N-acetylglucosamine metabolic process; CMP-N-acetylneuraminate biosynthetic process; N-acetylneuraminate biosynthetic process. NCBI's taxonomy places the organism in Eukaryota, Metazoa, Chordata, Mammalia, Rodentia, Muridae. Gene Ontology annotation, molecular function: UDP-N-acetylglucosamine 2-epimerase activity; N-acylmannosamine kinase activity; hydrolase activity, hydrolyzing O-glycosyl compounds. The record is from RefSeq and is marked validated. The transcript is spliced from 12 exons. Bases 399 to 2567 code for a protein of 722 amino acids. Gene Ontology annotation, cellular component: cytosol.
GCGAAUGCAGGAGCAAUGGCUGGGGCUGGGUCGAGCGCCGAGUCGUCGAGCGGCGCCGGGUAGCGGAAGCCACCGGGUGCGCUUGCCGGGGCCUGCCCUGUGGACCCGCUGGACGCGAGCCUGCCAAGUGCCGAGGUGGCGCCGGAGGGAACUAACCCGGCGGAGGCCACGAGUCAGUCGGUGACUCACGAGCAUCGUGCCAGGCUCCGGCACCUCUGCUGCAGCUGUGGGCCUCGCGCUGGGCGUCCGGGUUCUACGCAGCAGGGCGCCUCUCCCGCCCGGUGCGUUGCUCCGGCGUGGGAUCCCGGAGCUGUCAGACUCAGCGUGCGGGUGAAUGGGGACCGGGGCUUGCAGAGGAACUCUAUUUUAAGAAACUCUCAAGUAAAAAGAAGCAAGUCAUGGAGAAGAACGGGAACAACCGAAAGCUCCGGGUUUGCGUUGCCACCUGCAACCGAGCUGACUACUCCAAACUGGCCCCGAUCAUGUUCGGCAUCAAGACAGAGCCCGCGUUCUUUGAGUUGGACGUGGUGGUGCUCGGCUCCCACCUGAUUGACGACUAUGGAAACACAUACCGCAUGAUUGAGCAAGAUGACUUUGACAUUAACACCAGGCUCCACACGAUUGUUAGAGGGGAAGAUGAAGCGGCCAUGGUAGAGUCGGUAGGCCUAGCGCUCGUGAAGCUACCGGACGUCCUCAAUCGCCUGAAGCCCGACAUCAUGAUUGUUCACGGAGACCGAUUUGACGCCCUUGCUCUGGCUACGUCUGCUGCCUUGAUGAACAUCCGCAUCCUUCACAUUGAAGGAGGCGAGGUCAGCGGGACCAUUGAUGACUCUAUCAGACACGCCAUAACAAAACUGGCUCACUACCAUGUGUGCUGCACUAGAAGUGCAGAGCAGCACCUGAUCUCUAUGUGCGAGGACCACGACCGCAUCCUGUUGGCAGGCUGCCCUUCCUAUGACAAACUGCUCUCCGCCAAGAACAAAGACUAUAUGAGCAUCAUUCGGAUGUGGCUAGGCGAUGAUGUAAAAUGUAAGGAUUACAUCGUUGCCCUGCAGCAUCCCGUGACCACUGACAUUAAGCAUUCCAUAAAGAUGUUUGAGCUAACACUGGAUGCCCUGAUCUCGUUUAACAAGAGGACCCUAGUUCUGUUUCCAAAUAUCGAUGCAGGCAGCAAGGAGAUGGUUCGAGUGAUGCGGAAGAAGGGCAUCGAGCAUCACCCCAAUUUCCGUGCAGUCAAGCACGUCCCGUUUGACCAGUUCAUACAGCUGGUCGCCCACGCUGGCUGCAUGAUUGGGAAUAGCAGCUGCGGCGUGCGAGAGGUUGGCGCUUUCGGAACACCCGUGAUCAACCUGGGCACAAGGCAGAUAGGAAGAGAAACCGGGGAGAAUGUUCUUCAUGUCAGGGAUGCUGACACCCAAGAUAAAAUAUUGCAAGCACUACACCUCCAGUUCGGCAAACAGUACCCUUGCUCAAAGAUAUAUGGGGAUGGGAAUGCUGUUCCAAGGAUUUUAAAGUUUCUCAAAUCCAUUGACCUUCAAGAGCCACUACAGAAGAAAUUCUGCUUCCCCCCUGUAAAGGAGAACAUCUCUCAAGACAUUGACCACAUCCUGGAAACUCUGAGUGCCUUGGCUGUUGAUCUUGGCGGGACAAACCUGAGGGUGGCAAUAGUUAGCAUGAAGGGUGAAAUCGUUAAGAAGUACACUCAGUUCAACCCUAAAACCUAUGAAGAAAGGAUUAGUUUAAUCCUGCAGAUGUGUGUGGAAGCUGCCGCGGAAGCUGUGAAACUCAAUUGCAGAAUUCUGGGAGUAGGCAUCUCCACAGGUGGCCGCGUGAAUCCCCAGGAAGGAGUUGUGCUGCAUUCAACCAAGCUGAUCCAGGAAUGGAACUCCGUGGACCUCAGGACACCCCUCUCCGACACCCUGCAUCUCCCCGUGUGGGUGGACAAUGACGGCAACUGUGCCGCCAUGGCAGAGAGGAAGUUCGGCCAAGGAAAAGGACAGGAGAACUUCGUGACGCUCAUCACGGGGACAGGGAUCGGUGGGGGGAUCAUCCACCAGCACGAACUGAUCCACGGCAGCUCCUUCUGCGCGGCGGAGCUCGGCCAUCUCGUGGUGUCCCUGGACGGUCCUGACUGCUCCUGUGGAAGCCAUGGGUGCAUCGAAGCGUACGCCUCUGGAAUGGCCUUGCAGAGGGAAGCAAAGAAACUCCAUGAUGAGGACCUGCUCUUGGUGGAAGGGAUGUCAGUACCAAAAGACGAAGCUGUGGGUGCCCUCCAUCUCAUCCAGGCUGCCAAGCUGGGCAACGUGAAGGCCCAGAGCAUCUUACGAACAGCUGGAACUGCUUUGGGACUUGGGGUUGUGAACAUCCUCCACACUAUGAAUCCUUCCCUGGUGAUCCUGUCUGGAGUCCUGGCCAGUCACUACAUCCACAUCGUGAAGGACGUCAUCCGCCAGCAAGCCUUGUCCUCCGUGCAGGAUGUGGACGUGGUGGUCUCAGACUUGGUGGACCCGGCCCUGCUUGGCGCAGCCAGCAUGGUUCUGGACUACACAACGCGCAGGAUCCACUAGGUCUCCCGGGAACGGACACGGACAGAGACUCGGGAGCUGCUUAGAGUGGAACCAUGCUCUUCUAGAUCAGUGUUUCUGCGAAGGCAAAUUUGGGGGGAGGGCUGCUGAGACAGCUCAGUGGUUAAGAGCCUGCCCUGCUCCUGCCAGUCCCCAGCACCCAUGUCAGGCAGCUCAGCUGCCUGGAAGCCAAGCUCCAGGGGACCCAAUGCCUCUCUGCCGGGGGCAGCUGCACUCAGAUGUACAUACCCCUCUCCACACACAUACAAAUAAAGCUUAUUUUUCAAAAGGCAAACUUGAUAUCUGGUCCCAGAAAUACCAGAAUCUCUCUAUAAAAGGGAUUAUCAGAAUGGCUCACAGGCUGUGGUUCAGCUAGUCCAACAGUGGCUGUCUUGCAAGGGACAGCCCAAGAGUCCUGUUCAGUGCCUAGGGCUGGAUGUCUCAGCUGGUCUUCAGUACACGUCAGACUCGUGCAGCAGGCUUUAAUAACCGUGAAUGGAAAGCAAGGGCCACCAGGCAAUAGCAAUUGCUUCCUUCUUCCUUGUACUUUACAGAAGCUGUCACCGAAAGGUGUGGCCCCGAUUAAAGGUGGAUUUUCCCACCUCAAAAGAUGUGGAUCAAAAGUGGACCUUCCUACUUCAAAGGAUUUAAUUAAAAAUCUCUCCCAGGUGUACCCAGCCUCUUAGGCUUUAGUUAAUUCCAGAUGUAAUCAAGUUGACAACCAAGAAUAGUAUCACACCUUUCAAAUCCACUUUCCCCAUGAGCUUUCGCCAAGGCUGCUCUGAUAGGGUCAUCUCACUGCAAACCCUGCUGUGGGUUCCAGGGACACUUCCUGCACCAAAAGGAGCAAUAGCACCUGACCCAGAAGACUUAGGACUCCUCAUAGACCUCGGGAUGCUAGCUAGCAUCAUGGGAAGGCUUAGUUUACUAGUCCUUCCUCAGACCACAGAGAGAGCCUGUCACACAACAGAAGACAAGCUCACCAGAAAUGCCCACUCACUUUGAUUUUUUUAGCAACAUAAUACAUUUCACAACUUUUCAAGAAGGCAUACUCCUGUUAAGUAGCCACCACCAGCCAAGGGAUUGGACAGAUGUGUCACCGCACCCCGGGACAGGACAGAUGUGUCACCGCACCCCUGUGUCUGCUGAGAGAUGCUUUACUUGAGGAGUUUGUGAGAUACUUUAGACUGGGGUCCAAGUUAUGACGGCCUUAGUGGCUGUCCUUAUCUUCCCAGAGAUUGCAGGCAGGCAGGCCGGCCUCAGAGCUUCUGGAAAGAAAGCCUUUCACUGCUCUCUGUGUCCCAGAAUGUCAGCAUACACAUUUACGUGUACUUUGUGACACCUAAAGCCCAGAGCCAUGGAUCUGGAUUUGGACUACAUUAUUGUCUUUUUGAUGUGUUUGUUUUCGAGACAGAAUCUCGCUUGUCUCUGUAAUCUCGCUUGGUUCAUCUUAAACUUACAGCAAUCCUCCUGCCCCCGCUUCCAGAGUACUGGGAUUAUAAACAAUCAAUCACCACACCCAGCUUAACAUCUGCUUUUUCUUGGAUGACAAAAUAUAAAAGUCCUCAGUUCUGCCUACCGACUGUACCCUGGAGUAAGCACCCACACGUGCCAGUGUAUCAGUUACCUUCUGCUGCUGUGAUGGAAGUGACCAAGGCAACUUACAGAAGGGAGAGUUUCAUUAGCUUACAGUUCUAGAGGAUUCAUAAAGGCAGGGAAGGCACAGGAACAGGAAGCCAGGGCAGGGAGCUUGAGAAACCACAUCUUCAACGACAAGCCAACAGCAGCAGAAGUGAAUGCAAAUAGGGCAGGCCACGGACUCACCCAGACUGCACCAGCAAACAGCACCACUGAGGAGCACGUACCGACAUACCUGAGCCUACAGAGACAUUCCCAUUCAAACUGCAUCCACUCCUGACUCCCAUAAACUCAUGGACGUACCGCCAUGCAAAGCAGUCAGUCAGUCCACCAUUCAAGUCCCCGGAGCCUAACAGUCUCCAUACUAAGCACUACGUUUCUUCUGAGACGUAAGGGGACCUCUCAACGACGACGUCCUGGUAAACCCACAAUGGCAGAGUAUACAUUUUGCUUCCAAAGAGAGCAGUGGAAGCAUGGGAAUAGGGGCAUGAAGAAUGGGGCACGGAAGGAAUUAGGGACACAGUGGGAAAGAGGCAGGGAGAACUCAGCAGGACAAACUCCAACCCUGCAGCUUCAUACCUAUCGGGGCCAUGAGUGUCAAAGGGCUUAGAGGUUCAGCCCUCCAGCUUUGCUGUCUGUCGCCUACAUACUUGCCGGUCUUGGGCUGGUUCUAUGCAGCCCUUUAACCAGUGGUUCUCAGCCUCCCUAAUGCUAUAAUCCUUUACUAUAGUUCCACGUAUUUAUUAAUACAACUCAUGUUGUGGUGACCCACAACCAGAAAAUUACUUUGCUGCUAUUUUGCUAACUGUACUUCUACUGUAAUGAAUCAUAAUGUACAUAUGUGAUAUGCAGGAUAUGAUAUAUGCCCAUGAAAAGGAUCUUCCGACCCCACAAAGGGGCAACGACCCACAGGAUGAGAACUGCUGCCGUCAAUCAUCACCUGGGUCUGGUUAUUAUCCAGGCCUGGAGCAAAGGAUGCCCACGAAGCGGUCAUCACUCACCAGUGGGUCACCCUGUAAUCACUGCAACCAAACAACUGCACUGUUACCACGCUGUGAGCCAUGUAUUUGAAAGGAUAAUACCAAACUGAAAACCAAAUCCUGGUUUUAAUCAACUCUGUGGAAAGUGUAAUAUAUUCUGACAAAAUAUAUAUGGUGAAACUGUCUCAAUUUGAAUAAAUAUUUUUAUUGCAAUUCUGAACCAAUUUUAAAAGAAAAGAUACACUUCCUUGUCCAAGUCUUACAGUGUGCUUACCAUCACCUCUGCCAAAAUCAUAAAAUCAUUUCUUUUCCCAAAAGAGCUCUGUAUUUGUGGCCCUGCUUUAUCAUUAUCUAAUUUAUGUUAUCAAGUGCCACUGCUUUCUGAACCAAGGGAAAAGGAGCUAUUAUAAAGGACCAUUAUUAAACUA